AUGCCUUUUAAAGCAUUUGAUACCUUCAAAGAAAAAUUUCUGAAACCUGGAAAGGAAGGAGUGAAGAACGCUGUGGGGGAUUCGUUGGGGAUUUUACAAAGGAAAAUUGAUGGGACCAGUGAGGAAGAAGGUAACAUUGAGCUGAAUGAAGAAGGAAGGCCAGUGCAGACAUCCAAGCAGAGCCCCCCACUCUGUGACUGCCACUGCUGUGGCCUCCCCAAGCGCUACAUCAUUGCCAUCAUGAGCGGGCUGGGAUUCUGCAUUUCCUUUGGGAUUCGGUGCAACCUUGGAGUUGCCAUUGUGGAAAUGGUCAACAACAACACUAUAUACGUUGAUGGAAAACCGGAAAUUCAGACAGCACAAUUUAACUGGGAUCCAGAGACGGUGGGCCUUAUCCAUGGAUCUUUCUUCUGGGGCUAUAUUGUGACACAAAUUCCAGGUGGUUUCAUUUCAAAUAAGUUUGCUGCUAACAGGGUCUUUGGAGCUGCCAUCUUCUUAACAUCGACCUUGAACAUGUUCAUUCCUUCUGCAGCCAGAGUACAUUACGGAUGUGUCAUGUGUGUCAGAAUUUUGCAAGGUCUAGUGGAGGGUGUGACCUACCCAGCCUGCCAUGGGAUGUGGAGUAAGUGGGCACCGCCUUUGGAGAGAAGCCGACUGGCCACAACUUCUUUUUGCGGUUCCUACGCGGGGGCAGUGAUUGCCAUGCCGCUGGCCGGCGUGUUGGUACAGUACAUGGGAUGGGCCUCUGUCUUUUAUAUUUAUGGUAUAUUUGGGAUUAUCUGGUACAUGUUUUGGCUGUUGCAGGCCUAUGAGUGUCCAGCAGUUCACCCAACAAUAUCCCAUGAGGAAAGGACCUAUAUAGAGACAAGUAUAGGAGAAGGAGCCAACUUGGUUAGUCUCAGUAAAUUUAAUACACCAUGGAAAAAAUUUUUUACAUCGUUGCCGGUUUACGCAAUCAUUGUGGCAAAUUUUUGCAGAAGCUGGACCUUUUACUUGCUGUUAAUAAGUCAGCCUGCUUAUUUUGAAGAGGUCUUUGGAUUUGCAAUAAGUAAGGUGGGUCUCUUGUCAGCACUCCCACACAUGGUGAUGACAAUCAUUGUGCCUAUUGGAGGACAACUGGCUGAUCAUUUAAGAAGCAGAAAAAUUUUGACCACAACUGCUGUCAGAAAAAUCAUGAACUGUGGAGGUUUUGGCAUGGAGGCAACCUUACUCCUUGUGGUUGGCUUUUCACAUACCAAAGGGGUGGCUAUCUCCUUUCUGGUGCUUGCCGUAGGAUUCAGUGGUUUUGCUAUUUCAGGUUUUAAUGUCAACCACUUGGACAUUGCCCCCCGCUAUGCCAGCAUUCUCAUGGGGAUCUCAAACGGAGUGGGAACCCUCUCUGGAAUGAUCUGUCCCCUCAUUGUGGGCGCGAUGACCAAGCACAAGACCCGUGAGGAAUGGCAGAAUGUGUUCCUCAUAGCUGCCCUGGUGCACUACAGUGGCGUGAUCUUCUAUGGGGUCUUUGCUUCUGGGGAGAAACAGGAGUGGGCUGACCCUGAGAACCUUUCUGAGGAGAAGUGCGGAAUCAUUGACAACGAUGAAUUAGCCGAGGAGAUAGAACUCAACCAUGAGAGUUUCACAAGUCCCAAAAAGAAGAUGUCCUAUGGAGCUACCACCCAGAAUUGUGAAGCCCAGAGGAAGGAAUGGAGCGGACAGAGAGGAGCGACUCUUGAUGAGGAAGAGCCGGCAUCCUACCAGAAUGAAGACGGAAACUUCUCAGAUACACCCUAA
Messenger RNA from Globicephala melas (long-finned pilot whale), 1770 nucleotides. RefSeq names its product solute carrier family 17 member 8 (gene SLC17A8). Gene Ontology annotation, molecular function: neurotransmitter transmembrane transporter activity; L-glutamate transmembrane transporter activity. Gene Ontology annotation, cellular component: excitatory synapse; synaptic vesicle membrane. Gene Ontology annotation, biological process: regulation of synapse structure or activity; transmembrane transport; neurotransmitter loading into synaptic vesicle. The record is from RefSeq and is a predicted model, not a curated record. Lineage: Eukaryota; Metazoa; Chordata; Mammalia; Artiodactyla; Delphinidae.